This is a messenger RNA of Thlaspi arvense, 3010 nucleotides long. The record is from the annotation of a GenBank genome assembly. NCBI's taxonomy places the organism in Eukaryota, Viridiplantae, Streptophyta, Magnoliopsida, Brassicales, Brassicaceae.
ACCACUUUCAUUUGUCCGUCUCCGUCUUUUAGUCUGUCAACGCUUUUCUAUUUUGUCAUUUUUCUCUCUUCUUCUUACAUUCCUUUUCAAUUUCUUCUUUCUCCAGCUACUUUGGACUCUCGCCAUGUCUGCUCUUCUUCUUCUUCUUCUUCCUUGUUUCUCCAUUCGAUUUUAUCACAGCUUCUGCUAAUUUCGAAACCUGCUUAUGUCAUUUCUAAUUUCGCAUUAAUUUUUCUUUUCAUUUAAUUCCUCAGUCUACUUUCCUCUUUCGUCACUUUACUAUGACUGACCUACCAUAGUAAGAGUCAGAGAGAGAGAGAGAGAGACGAAAUAUAUUUUCUCAGUCCCGUUUCCCUUAUAUUCCUCUUUACGGGUCUCUCGUAUCGCCGAUCAAAUCCUCCUUACGAUUCGCAGCGCCGCCGUUAGAGAUAGAGAGAUUUGUUAAAAGUUAGGGUUUCGUUUCGAUUUUGUAAUCGAGAGGAGCAGAUAUGGUGAGGAAACACGGUUGGCAACUUCCCGCUCACAAAUUUCAGGUGAUUGCGAUUACAGUGUUCUGCUUGUUGGGUGUUGCUUAUUAUGCUUUCUUUGCUCCUUUCGUUGGAGGACGAAUCUGGGAGUAUAUUCUUCUCGGUGUUUACUCUCCUGUGGCUCUCGUUGUGUUCAUUCUCUAUGUUCGGUGUACUGCGAUCAAUCCUGCGGAUCCAGGAAUCAUGUCGAGGUUCGAGAGAGGCGCAAACGGAGGAAGUGACACGCGGCAUCAUGACUUAUCCGGCAAAGAUAUCUCGAGGAAGUUCGACGAAACGGGAAGCCACCACCUGCAGUCUUCUCCUUCGGUUGCCUCCAGGGCUUCUACUUUACCAGCAAACUCUAGCGUGAAAGGCUCUGUUGGAGAUGCUCAAAGAGUGGAACCUGUUGGGAAGAAAACUUGCUUUAAUCCUUUGGCGAUACUAUGCGGCGUGUUUGUUUACGAAGAUUGUCGCAAGAAAGAAGAGACGGAUGAACAGCAAGGAGACAGAGAAGAAGCUCUGUUUUGCACUUUGUGCAAUGCUGAGGUCCGUAAGUUUAGCAAGCAUUGUCGAAGUUGCGACAAGUGUGUGGAUUGUUUCGAUCAUCAUUGCCGGCUCCUUAUUGAAGCAGGAGUUGGAAUUGCAGUUAUAGUGCGUGUAUUUGUUAAUAAGAAGGAAAUGGAAACAGAAAUCGUCAAUAGACUCGGAAACGGGUUCUCUCGGGCACCUUUUGCUACGGUUGUUGGUCUCUGCACUGCUGUUUCCAUUCUGGCAUUGUUUCCACUCGGUGAACUUUUCUUUUUCCACAUGCUCCUCAUCAAAAAGGGCAUUACAACUUAUGAGUAUGUUGUGGCAAUGAGAGCAAUGAGCGAGGCUCCAGCUGGAGCUUCGGUUGAUGAGGAGAUGCCUAACAUUCUGUAUUCUCCUUCUGGAUCUGCCACGACCGGCUUUAGCGGUGGAAGCUCCCUCGGUCUACCGUACAAGGGAGCCUGGUGCACUCCUCCUAGAGUGUUUGUUGAUUAUCAGGAUGAAGUGAUUCCUCAUUUGGAUCCUGGAAUGGUUCCAUCGACCGUAGAUCCGGAUGCAGCUGAAUCAGCAGAGAGGGGCAGCAAGAUCCCAAAGAGACCUGUCAAAAUCAGUGCUUGGAAACUCGCAAAGCUGAAUUCAAACGAAGCUACAAGAGCAGCAGCCAGAGCAAGAGCGUCCUCAUCUGUCCUAAGACCGAUAGAAAACCGCCAUGCGCAAGACGACGAACUUAGUUCAAGUGGCACCAUCAGUGUCACCAGUAGUGUAAGCACAGAUGCAAAUGGGGCUGCGUUGAGUAAAGAGAUGAGAAGCAAUGAUCCAAGGUUGUCUCUCUCUCGAAACUCUCUUGCUCCAAGCCAAGGUAGCAGGGACGAGUACGAGACAGGGACACACAGUAUGAGCAGUUUCAGUAGUCCAAGCCAUGUCCACGAGGCCGUCACGCUUAGUCCUCUCCCACAUUCUCAUACAGCUGGCCACCGCUUCACUGCAGCGGCCUCGUCGAAUGGUCCACGACCACCUCUUAAUCCAGCAACCAAUCACAUGAUCCACUCGACCUUUGAUGAUAAGAUAAUGCAGAAAGGAAACAAUGUCGAUCCGUUGCUUCACUCUGCUCCUCCUGCAGCUUCUCUUCUGAGAGAUGUGAGAAGAACAUCAGUUGUUUGGGACCAAGAAGCAGGUAGAUACGUAUCAGUUCCUGCAACAACAUCUGAGGCAAAAACAAGAUUCUCCUCACAGAACCAGACUAUUCCUAGCGCACACACGGGUAACACUCAGAGACCAAGACCCGUUGUUCUUCCGCCUCAAGAUCCUUCAUCUGGGAGGGCUCCUCCUCCUCUUCAACCGCAGCAAGGAGAGAGACUUAUGUAUACAGGUGACUCCAUCUUCUUUGGAGGUCCUCUGGUAAAUAUCCCGAACAGAGAUAGUCUGAGAAACGACGGGGACUCAGGAAGAGAGGGACAAGACAGAAUGACAUUGACAUUGCCUCGGGAAGCUAGAUUCAGAAGAGACUCGGCCUCAAACCAGCUUCCAGUCUUUGCUCCUGUAGGUACCCGCAAGUAAAAAACCAUCACUGUUUCAAGUUCCUUGAUCUCGCCGGAUAGAAACUGACCCAGGAGAAAGACAGGUAGCUGCUUGAGGUUCAAAAUCCAUGGGAUUCGCUCAAAGGUUGCAGGAAAAUGUCCAGGAGUCGUACUAUUGUCUGAGACUCUGAGGAUUUGUGGUUUAGAGGUUUGGUUGAUGAGCUGAUGAGGUAGAGAGUAGAAUACUUUGUGAACAAUUCUUUCCACGGGUUGGGUCUUCUUACAUCAUUGCUUCGUAGCUCGCUUAAAAAAAAAACCAGUUUGUUGUAUGACUCCAUGAUUCUAACAUAUUGCUUUUAUGAUCAUUACUUUAAAGGACUAGCUUAGGUUCAAAGUUACAUCUUGGAUACCGCCUAUGACCUAUGUCCUUAUGUUAAUGCAUCCAAGGUUUGAUGCUAA